ACAGACUGCGUGGUCUGUUUCCUGGGCGCUGAUUGGAUAAAACCCUCUUCGUCACUUCCUUCUUUCUCUUCUACCACCGCCAUAGUGGUGAAAGGACUGUGGACAAAAUGUCGUCCCACAAGACUUUCAGGAUCAAGCGCUUCCUCGCCAAGAAGCAGAAACAGAACAGGCCGAUUCCUCAGUGGAUCAGAAUGAAAACUGGCAACAAGAUCAGGUACAACUCCAAGAGGAGACACUGGAGGAGGACCAAGCUCGGCCUGUAAACGUGAGGGUCCGUGGAUCCCCCAGCAUCCCUCCAUCCCAACAUCUCCCAGGACCUCCAGCUGCUGGGGCCUGACCACCGGGGAGGGAGCCAUGUUAUCUGGAGCAGCAGUUGUUUUGUACAGAUACUCUGGUUAUGCUCAUGUUUGACAAUAAAAGAUCUGUGAUCAAACUGAAAA
This is a messenger RNA of Thunnus maccoyii (southern bluefin tuna), 440 nucleotides long. It is a transcript of the gene rpl39, whose product is annotated as ribosomal protein L39. Bases 108 to 263 code for a protein of 51 amino acids. The record is from RefSeq and is a predicted model, not a curated record. NCBI's taxonomy places the organism in Eukaryota, Metazoa, Chordata, Actinopteri, Scombriformes, Scombridae. Gene Ontology annotation, molecular function: structural constituent of ribosome. Gene Ontology annotation, biological process: translation. The transcript has 3 exons. Gene Ontology annotation, cellular component: ribosome; cytosolic large ribosomal subunit.